Molecule: messenger RNA, 176 nt
Organism: Candidula unifasciata
Lineage: Eukaryota; Metazoa; Mollusca; Gastropoda; Stylommatophora; Geomitridae
Source: the annotation of a GenBank genome assembly
AUGGAACAAAUACAAGGGAACAAUUUCAACAUAAACGAUCUGACAGAGGAAGAAAAGGAGUUGCUUCGGAGCAUUCAAGAAAAGAAGAAACAACUUCUUCUAGAAAUACAGGAACUAAAAAGAGAAAUUGAAGAUGUCACAAAUGAACUCGAGGGAAUGGACAUAGGAGAUGAAAG